Messenger RNA from Perkinsus marinus ATCC 50983, 1819 nucleotides. RefSeq names its product Phosphoglucomutase-2, putative. The record is from RefSeq and is a predicted model, not a curated record. Gene Ontology annotation, molecular function: phosphopentomutase activity. Lineage: Eukaryota; Perkinsozoa; Perkinsida; Perkinsidae. Gene Ontology annotation, biological process: carbohydrate metabolic process; purine ribonucleoside salvage. Bases 20 to 1795 code for a protein of 591 amino acids. The transcript has a single exon.
UACCUUACGGCUCGUUAACAUGACAAAGAGUGCGGUUGAACUUUGGUGUGAGCAAGAUCCCGAUGGCGAUACUAUCAAGGAAGCUCAGAGCCUCGACGAUCAAGCUGUUGCCGCUCGUCUAGACCCUAACCAUCGUCUACAGUUCGGCACUGCAGGUUUACGUGGGGUGAUGGGCGCUGGCUAUGACCGUAUGAAUUGCCUAACAGUCAUGCAAGCCUCUCAAGGCCUCUGUAUGCACUGUAUAGAGAAGUACGGACAGCAGGCCCUUAGUGAGCGAGGGGUGGUCUUCGGCUUUGAUGGACGUCACAAGUCUCGAGCCUUUGCCCAUGUUGCUUCGGCUGUUUUCCUUUCUAAAGGAGCCAAAGUCUAUCUCAUCGACAAGACCAGCAUAACACCAUCAAAUCCUUUCCUCAUCGUCCGCUUCCAAGCACUCUGUGGUGGACAAAUGACGGCUUCCCACAACCCCAAGGAGUACAACGGCUAUAAAGUGUAUGGCGCCAAUGGAGCCCAGAUUAUUCCUCCAGCAGAUUCGGAGAUUCAAGCUAACAUCAUGGCGAAUCUCAAGCCGUGGCCAGAGGCUCUGCAGCUGCUAGGCCCCGACUGCCUCCUCAAGGACAAGUCCAAAACGGUGGACCCCUACGAUGUGGUCCUCUACACUUACAUUGACCAGAUUCAUCACGAGCUCUGUCGCUUCCCUGAGCUCAAUAAGAAGUGUGAGCUGAAGUUCGUCUACACUGCCAUGCAGGGCGUGGGUCUCCCCUUUGCCUUGGGUAUGCUGAAGAUAUUCGGCUUCCCUGAGACCUGCGUGUCGGUCGUGGAACAGCAAGCCCAUCCUGACCCAGAGUUCUCCACAGUGGCCUUUCCGAAUCCUGAGGAGAAGGGCGCGCUAGACAUGAGCAUGGCCCAAGCUCAGCGGGAGAAUGCUGAUUACGUCCUUGCCAACGACCCUGAUGCUGAUCGCUAUACCUCUUGUGAAAAACAGAAGGACGGUAGCUGGCAUCAGUUCACGGGUGAUGAGCUCGGCACUAUCUUCGCUGACUGGCAGCUGUUGAUGGCCCAUCGUAGAGGCGUCCCUAAGGAGAACUGUCUGGUCAUCAACUCCACGGUCUCGUCGAAAAUGGUGAAGGCUCUGUCUGACUACUACGGUGGAGUGUACGUAGACACUCUCACAGGCUUCAAAUGGAUGGCGAAUCAAUCCCUAAAGAUGAUCUCUGAGAACCCCAAGCUGGUCCAUUGCACUGCUUACGAGGAGGCCUUGGGGAGUGCACUUACGAUGACGGUCCCCGACAAGGACGGUGUGAGUGCCUGUGCUGUGUGGUGUGAGAUGGCCAACUAUUGGCGUCGUGAGAAGGGCAUCACUCUGGUAGAGAGGCUGAAUGAGCUGAGGGAAAUGGUGGGAUAUUUCGUACAACACAACGGCUACUUUAUUUCGACCGAUCCGAAGGUCACCAAGCAAGUUUUCGAUGAUUUCCGCAAUAAUGGUCAGUACAAAGACCAUUUGGGGGCCUCGAAUAUCGCUGGAAUACGCGAUGUCACUCUUGGCUAUGACUCGAGAACUCCCGAUAAGAAGAGUACUCUGCCGCAGACCCCCAACGACCAGAUGAUCACCCUGUACUUCGAGAAUGGGGCCACUGUUACUAUCAGGGGGUCUGGUACUGAGCCUAAGGUGAAGUACUACUGCGAGGCAAGUGAUAAGAAGGGCAUGAAAGAAGCUCAGCAAAGAUUGGACGGAGUGGUGAAAGAUGUGAUUGACCAUUUCCUCCAACCUGGUAAGUUUGGCCUAACGUCGAGGUGAGUAGCCUUGUCGUUGGCUUUGUUA